This is a messenger RNA of Penaeus indicus, 844 nucleotides long. RefSeq lists its product as uncharacterized. Bases 1 to 798 code for a protein of 265 amino acids. Gene Ontology annotation, molecular function: N-acetylglucosamine 6-O-sulfotransferase activity. Gene Ontology annotation, biological process: N-acetylglucosamine metabolic process; sulfur compound metabolic process. The transcript has 5 exons. The record is from RefSeq and is a predicted model, not a curated record. NCBI's taxonomy places the organism in Eukaryota, Metazoa, Arthropoda, Malacostraca, Decapoda, Penaeidae.
AUGACUAGAGAUCUUACAAAUCAUCCCAUCCAUUGGGAGGUGGUCCUCCUUCGCGACCUCCUGUCAUGCAACUUCGAAGCUCACCGGAACCUCGUGAAUUACCAGAAGAGCAAAGUGUGGUACCUGCGCGCCAACUCAUACCUCGGCAGCGCUUGCAAGAAAGGCAAAAAACACGUUGCAGAUUCAGAUUGCUCCAGUCCGCGAUUCGUGAGUGAGAUGUGUCGAUCGGCGAGCGUGCAUCUGAUUAAGGUCCUCCGCCUAAGCCUCCGCUGGGCUCGAGCGCUGCUGGAGGAUAAAAACCUUGAUUUCCAAAUCCUUUACCUGGCUCGUGAUCCUCGGGCUGUUUUAAGCUCACGAAAACAUGUGGGCUGGUGCAACACGCCGACCUGCAAAGACCCGAAUAUCACUUGCUCCCUCUUGGCUGGAGACUUGGCAGAGGUACCAGUUCUUCAGAGGGAAUUUCCACAGAGAUUCAAGUUCUUACACUACGACGAAAUCUGCCAGGACAUGACCACCAGCCUGACAGACAUAAUGGACUUCCUGGGCCUCACCGUGCAGCCAGAACAGACCAAGCUCCUGCAGGCCGAGAAGACCUCGAGGGACAAAUACUCAGUAUUCAAGAACAGCCUCCUCCAGGCCCAACUCUGGCGCAGCAGAACGUCCUUCCAGAGCAUCGUGCAGCCCGUCCAGAGGUCCUGCAAAUCCUCUCUGAAGAAGCUGGGUCUGAGGAUCUUCCAGACGGAGAAGGAAUUCCACGAUCUCGAUGUCCCGGCGCUUGAGAGGCCCUCGGUGCUGUAGGGCGCUCGUGUGCGCACGCGCGUGUGUAUGUGUGUGCGUGUCUGUG